AUGGUGACGAAGUGCAUCCACAUCGAGCUGGUGUCAAACUUAACGACGGAUGCUUUCAUUGCCGCCUUGCACCGAUUUGUCGCUCGUCGCGGCCUUCCCUCCGACGUUUACAGCGACAACGCCACAAACUUUGCUGGAGCCAGCUCGGAGCUCCACGAACUGUACGCGCUGCUGACGCAGCAGCUGACGAAGGAUGCGCUUCAAGAGUUUUGUCUGCCCAAGGAAAUUCGCUGGCAUUUUAUCCCACCACGGUCGCCGCACGUAGGAGGUUUGUGGGAAGCCGGCGUGAAGUCGGCGAAGCACCUGAUCAAGCGGAACGCAGGUGAAACGAAGCUGACAGAAGAGGAAUGGUCCACACUACUAACGCAGAUUGAAGGCAUACUUAACUCGAGGCCGUUGGUGCCGCAGACGGCGGACCCGGGUGACCUCAACGUGAUCACGCCCGGUCAUUUGCUGAUUGGCCGCCCAUUCAACGCGAUCCCGGAGCCAGCGUACGAUCAACUCAAGCCUGGAACGCUGACACGGUGGCAGCACCUGCAGAAGAUGCGAGCUGACUUCUGGAAACGCUGGUCGGCGGGCUACCUGUCCGAGCUGCAGCAGCGGCAGAAGUGGAACAAGCAGCACACUGUCGUCAUGGAAGGAGAUUUGGUGCUGCUCAAGGAGGAGAACGUUCCGGCGCUGCAGUGGAGGCUCGGCCGAGUUGUGAAGGUCCACCCGGCAAGACGGAGUCACCCGCGUGGUGACGGUAAAGACAGCAGGAGGAGUUUACAAGCGGUCGACGGCAAAGGUUGCGGUGCUCCCACUCGACGACGAAGCAGAGGAGAAGACAGCCGGUUGAAGUUCCCGGAUGUCCACUGGCGGGGAGGAUGUUGGGACGCAUUUGGCAACCCUGCAGCGAUUGACAGCUAG
Molecule: messenger RNA, 909 nt
Organism: Culex quinquefasciatus (southern house mosquito)
Lineage: Eukaryota; Metazoa; Arthropoda; Insecta; Diptera; Culicidae
Exons: 1
Coding region: 1-909 (302 amino acids)
Biological process (GO): DNA integration
Molecular function (GO): nucleic acid binding
Source: RefSeq, a predicted model, not a curated record